Messenger RNA from Carassius auratus (goldfish), 4343 nucleotides. Its product is annotated as cationic amino acid transporter 3-like. Bases 213 to 2147 code for a protein of 644 amino acids. Gene Ontology annotation, biological process: transmembrane transport; amino acid transport. Gene Ontology annotation, molecular function: amino acid transmembrane transporter activity. Gene Ontology annotation, cellular component: plasma membrane. The transcript is spliced from 12 exons. The record is from RefSeq and is a predicted model, not a curated record. NCBI's taxonomy places the organism in Eukaryota, Metazoa, Chordata, Actinopteri, Cypriniformes, Cyprinidae.
UGGGUAUGUCACGGUCUGUUUAUACUUGCGUAAAAACUAGACGCACGAGCUGAUGCUCAAACUCGCGCACAGGCUGACAAGGUAAACACAGCUGACUCAACGUAUCGGCAUCUUCACAUCAGAAACCAAGAGGCGCAUAAUUAACUGACAGCUCCAAAAAACAAGCACGUCCAAGAACCUCACCAUCUCUGUCACCUCAUUCUGCAUUAAUCAUGGUGGACAAAAUGGCCUCUUUGGGACAGGCGCUGCUGCGCCGUCGUGUACUGGACUGCUCCGGGGAGGAAACACGGUUCGCCCGAUGUCUGUCCACUCUAGAUCUGGUGGCCCUCGGCGUGGGCUCCACACUUGGCGCUGGAGUCUAUGUGUUGGCUGGGGAGGUUGCGAGAGAGAAGGCAGGUCCUGCUAUCGUCUUAUGCUUCCUUGUGGCCGCACUUUCCUCCAUGCUGGCCGGACUGUGCUAUGCAGAGUUCGGCGCACGAGUCCCUAAAACUGGAUCUGCAUACUUGUACAGCUAUGUGACGGUUGGAGAAAUCUGGGCCUUCAUCACUGGUUGGAACCUCAUCCUCUCUUAUGUUAUAGGUACGGCUAGUGUGGGGCGAGCGUGGAGCUCUACGUUUGACAACUUGGUCGAACAGAAGAUCUCGACCUUCUUCAGGGCGUCCAUGUCCAUGAAGGUUCCCGGGAAAGUUCUUGCGGAAUAUCCGGACCUGUUUGCCCUCAUUCUCAUCCUGCUACUCACUGGACUGCUUGCUUUUGGUGUAAGUGAGUCUGCUCUGGUAAACAAGAUCUUCACGGGGAUCAACCUGAUAGUGCUGGGCUUUGUCAUCAUCUCUGGCUUUGUCAAAGGCAACACAGCCAACUGGAACCUCACAUAUGAGGACUUCGUCAAUGAUACAAAUAUCACCGAACCAGAACGGGUGGAAAGCACAUUUGGAAGUGGAGGUUUCGCACCGUUCGGCUUCGGCGGCAUCUUAUCCGGCGCAGCCACCUGUUUCUACGCCUUUGUGGGCUUUGAUUGCAUUGCUACAACAAGUGAGGAAGCCAAGAACCCGAUGCGCUCCAUCCCUGUGGGCAUUGUGGCCUCUCUGCUCAUUUGCUUCUUUGCUUACUUUGGUGUGUCAGCUGCUCUUACGCUCAUGAUGCCCUACUACAAACUCAACACCCAGAGUCCCCUGCCCGAGGCCUUCAGUUACGUGGGCUGGGCACCGGCACGUUAUAUUGUAGCCGUCGGUUCACUCUGUGCCCUUUCAACAAGUUUGUUGGGCUCCAUGUUCCCUAUGCCUCGAGUGAUCUACGCUAUGGCAGAGGACGGGUUGCUCUUCCGGUCCCUCUCCAGGAUGAACAAGAGAACCAAAACGCCGCUGCUGGCGACUAUUGUGUCUGGAAUAGUGGCAGCUCUCAUGGCGUUUCUGUUUGAUUUGGCUGCAUUGGUUGAUCUCAUGUCCAUUGGGACAUUGCUUGCAUACUCUCUGGUGGCCGUGUGUGUUCUCAUCCUCAGAUAUCAGCCAGGCACGCUGAGCUCCUCCAGUCAGACUGAGAAACUGGUGGAACUGGUCGGUGGGGAGAAGGUGGCUGUAUGUGGAGAUAGUGGAGAUGAAUAUGGCAUAGACCUGGAUAACAAUCCCCGCAAAGAGAAAUUCUCCCUGAAACUCCUCCUGGUUCCUUCCAAGGACUCGCCGACUGAAAUGUCAGGAACGAUCGUCUACGUCACAACCGCUGUUAUCUCUGUGCUGAUCACCGCGCUGUGUGUGGUUUUGGCCGUGCGUCUGGAAGACAUUGUGAAUCUUGAGAUGGUGUGGGUGAUGGCGUGUGUCAUUCUGGUCCUGCUGUGCAUGCUGUGUGUCAUCGUGAUCUGUAGGCAGCCUGAGAGCAAGGAAGCUCUCACCUUCAAGGUGCCUCUGUUGCCCUGGCUGCCCCUCUUCAGUGUCUUUGUCAACAUCUAUCUCAUGAUGCAGCUGGACGUGGCCACCUGGUGCCGCUUCACCGUGUGGAUGGCUAUCGGUUUUGCAAUCUACUUUGGCUACGGCAUCCGGAACAGCACCGAGGGCAUGAACAGCUCCCUCCGAAAAUAUGAGCCAGCCCUUCAGAACAAAAGCCCCAUAUAUAUAGGCGUCGAGGAGAGUGAAGUGGAGGGCAUUUCUCCUUGAUAGGGAGAGAACGAUGGGUUUAUGCUGCCCUACGUAUUUUCAUUUGAGGUCUGCAGAUUUAUAGUAAAUAUCAUGGCUCAUUUAUUGUAGAAACCGCCCCAAACAUCUCAAUUGCUAAAGGAUUCCUCAUCCUCUUGAAAUGAACCCCAAGAGUUUUCCGUUAGAGAUUGUCAUGCAGCCUUGGCCCUCCAGUACUGUAAAUGCUGGUUUGAAAGUCCUGGCUAGUACUGUAAUGGCCGUAUUGUUCGGCAGACAGUGAGCUGACCGUGUACAGGGUAUUUUAUUUUCAGGAUCGAGUUCCAUGCACAUUGUUUGUUCGCUAAAGCCUUUGGGUCCAAAAUGGUUUCCCAGCGCGACUUUGCGGAGUUCAACAGGGACCCCUAGUGUUCAGAAUUUGAAAAUGGCAAAACCAGACAGUAUUUGUUGUGGUCAUUAGUCACUACUGUAAGACAGAAUAAUUGAAGAACUGAAACUGGAAAAAAACUGACUUUGUAAAAACGUUCAUGUCUUUGAGAGUUGAAUGGAUAGAAAAAUGGUUUCAAUUUCCAAAGCAUGUUAUUGGCCAAUGUGGUAUCAAAUGAUGUAUUUGAUGUAUUGUACAGUUUGUGUGUGUGUGUGUGUGAGAGAGAGAGAGAGCAUUUUGAAUGGAUUAUACAAUUUGCGCCAGAAAGUGUUCCGCUUUACAAAAUAUUAAAUUAUUUUGGGGGAAAACUGUUUUUAUAUAGACAUGUAUAGUAGUUUACCCAUCCAACUUCCUUAAACUUGACGAUUGUAUUUCAGCAUACUGUAUAACAGUGUUUCCAGAUGACAUUUAUGGAAGGUUGCCUUAGUAACUAUUGUUUCUGCCAAAACUACUUACACUACUGUUCAAAAAUGUAUUGUUUAAAUGUAUUAUUAUUAUUAUUAUUAUUUAAAUACUGUUAUUCUGGAAGUAUGCCUUAAAUUGAAAAUUGACAGUGAAGACAUAAUAUUAUAUAGGAUAAUAUCAGAAAGGAUCGAUGUCAAAGAAUCUUGAUUUUUUUUUAUAAUAAUUAAUUUGAAUAUACUAAAAUUAUAAUAAACUUACAAUGUAUUGAAAUAUUAAAAGGCUGGAUUUUAAAAUAUAUUCAGAUAGAAAAGGGUUAUGUAGAGCUAUUUAGCUGUUUCUGAUCAAAUAAAUGUAGCCUUGAUGAGCAGAAGAGACCUAAAGCACAACAGUGGCGUAUCUAAAGUUAUCUUUACCAACUGGUGAUAGGAUUCUGAAAGCUACUUCUAUUGUUUGAAGGAAAUACCCAAUAAUAAUCUUUCAUUUUUAACUGUAAUAUUUGAGCAGAAACUAUGGUUACUGUGCUAACUUACUGUAAUAACCAGCUCACAGGUCAACCUAAACUGGCCUGAAGACUGAAAACCUAAAGAGCCUUUGUUUCAUAUCUGAAGGUGUAGAUACUUGAGAAAAAGUGUCACUAUUUUUGACCAGAUUAUUAUUAUUAUUAUUAUUUGAUUAGAUCUUUUUAGUUUCCAUUGAAACUUGUUCUUGGCCGCAUGGCUGUUGAGCUCAUGUCAUACUUUUUUUUUUCUUUUUUGUGUUUAUUGUAGAGAUGUUUUAAUGUAGUGGAUUACUAGUUUACUGUUUCUCAAUCAAACUUGUUGAUUAUCUUGGGCUCCUAUCAUACCUUUCUGAUAUUUAAUGGUAUAAAUAUUUAAGCCCUUCAGGUUUUUUUUUUUUCAUUGUAAUUGUGUUCAGAUAAUCGAAGAGCAGAGGCUUGUCUACACAACAGAAUAGAGUAGAAAUCGUUUAAAACCACUAUUGUUUUUAAACCCAUUUUAACGACGCAUAUUUUUGUAUAGCUUUAUUAUAUUAGUGUUUCACAAUCAGCUAAAAAUUGUUCUGUUUACAUGUACCAGAAAUGUAGAGUUUAGGAUGACACAUUAUCGUCUGAUCCCAGGCAUUACGAAGUCUUGAUUGAGUCUGGAGACGUGUAUGUCUCCUGUAGAUCAGUGCCUGAAGUUUCAAAUGUACCUCAAAGAUGGUUGGUAUAUGCCUUUGAGAUACACUUGUAGUGUUACAUGUGUUUAUCAGUAUAUAAAUAUAUAUAUUUUGUUUGUCUUUGGGUUUUUUAAACUGUAAAUAUUCACGCCAUGUACAAAGAAAUGAGCUGUAUUAUAAAAAAAUAAUGUUUGUGUUUUUCUUUUUUUUUAAAUAAAAGGUUUUGUAAA